This is a messenger RNA of Plutella xylostella (diamondback moth), 2516 nucleotides long. RefSeq names its product LIM1_Isl and LIM2_Isl domain-containing protein tup (gene tup). NCBI's taxonomy places the organism in Eukaryota, Metazoa, Arthropoda, Insecta, Lepidoptera, Plutellidae. Gene Ontology annotation, biological process: neuron fate specification; positive regulation of transcription by RNA polymerase II; axonogenesis. The record is from RefSeq and is a predicted model, not a curated record. Gene Ontology annotation, molecular function: DNA binding; DNA-binding transcription factor activity, RNA polymerase II-specific.
UAGAUAUUAUACGGCAGUGUGGGCUUGGCCUCUGCCGGGAUACGACGUGCGCGUCACGUGAACUCAAGACUUUUUUUUGUAAAAAAAUUAUUACGAAGUGCCUCAAAUUUUUUAGUGAAUUCUAGCGUCGGUUUUAGUGUUUACCUUUUAAGUGAACGAACUCUAGUGCUAAGCAAUAAUAGCUAUUUACAAAAAAAGUGAUAUCAUUGAUAUAAAUAAACUUAAUCUACCAGCCAGUAAACCGUAGCUUCAAACAAAUCUAUUUUCCAAAACAAAAAAAUCCAGUCAGACAAAAAGUUGUGAUCAAAAGUGUUCAUCAUUUCCUAGCCAUCCUCAUAGUUCCUGGUGAAUUCUGGGGAAGGCUCCCACCAUCGGUGAGGACUACUCGCCAGCGAUGGUGAUGGCCAGCGGCGGCGGUGGCGGGCUGGUGCAGUCCCCACCGGACAUGCUGCAUCAUCACAACAUCAUGGACACGUCCUCGCAUGUGGAGAUUAUGCCGAAAAAGCUGCGUCUCUCCCUGUGCGUCGGCUGCGGGGGCCAGAUCCACGACCAGUACAUCCUCAGGGUGGCCCCGGACCUGGAGUGGCACGCGGCUUGUCUGAAGUGCCAGGAGUGCCGGCAGUUUCUGGACGAGAGUUGUACCUGCUUCGUGAGGGAUGGGAAGACGUAUUGUAAACGAGAUUAUACUAGGCUAUUCGGCACCAAGUGCGACAAGUGCGGCGCAUCGUUCAGCAAGAACGACUUCGUGAUGCGCGCCAAGACCAAGAUCUACCACAUCGACUGCUUCCGGUGCUGCGCUUGCGCAAGACAACUUAUACCCGGUGAUGAAUUUGCGUUAAGAGAAGGCGGCGCGUUAUAUUGUAGAGAAGAUCACGAUGUUUUAGAAAAAAGCACGACAACGCCAUCUGGCGGCGAGAGCAACAACAACACGACGCUCAGCAACAACAACCCACACCUCGAGCUCGGCUCCAUGUCAGGUGAGGACUCCCUGAACAGUGGUUCCGAGUCUGGCUCGCACAAGUCGGGACGCGCGCGCGGCGCCGCAACCGCUGACGGCAAACCCACCCGAGUCAGGACCGUGUUGAAUGAGAAACAGCUACAUACGUUAAGGACCUGCUACGCGGCGAACCCCCGUCCCGACGCGCUGAUGAAGGAGCAACUGGUCGAGAUGACUGGGCUCAGCCCCCGGGUCAUUCGAGUCUGGUUCCAGAACAAACGCUGCAAGGACAAGAAGAAGACCAUACAGCUGAAGAUGCAAAUGCAACAGGAGAAGGUGGUAUUUAUCGAAGGCCGGCGCAUGGGCUACAUGUCGAUGGGGGUACCCCUAGUUGCGGGCUCGCCGGUGCGGCACGAGGCGGCGGCGGCACUCGAGGUGACGGCCUACCAGCCCCCGUGGAAGGCGCUUUCGGACUUCGCCCUCCACGCCGACUUGGACAGAGCGCCGCAUCACUCGGCCGCGUUCCAACAUCUUGUCAAUCAGAUGCACGGCUACGACGUCCCCUCGCUGCCGCCGCCGCGCGCGCCUCACGGGGCUGAAGACAACUACGUGACCUACCUCGAGAGUGACGACAGCCUGCCACCCUCGCCCUAGUGCCGUCUCGCCUAAACCCCUCCCAGAGACAGGGAUAGCAAUAUAUAGCUCACCAAUCUGGGGGAGGUAGAUUGUUCCAGCUAUGCGCCGGCUGUUUAUUUGAAACUGCCACAAGAUCUGACUUUAUACGCUCGCUUGUUGAUUUGUGAAAAUGGUGGUGAGGUUACACGGAGACAUUUUUUUUAUGUUGACUACCGAAUGGUGUUAAUGGGAAGUGCAAAGUUUUAGUUUUAAGUGCGUAAAUUCCUUGCCAGUUUUGAAGUUGUUUUCUCGAAUUGGUUACGUUACUUUGAGAAUUAAUGGACAUUAUAGUUAGAUUGUAUUGUAAAUCUUGCUUUGUAUAAAGAUACUGUGUAUAAAUUCUAGAAGUACCUAGAUAACUAUAUUUACCUUUGUGAUGAUUACCAAUAUACCUAAGUUUUUAAACUUAGUUCUUGAGGUAUUUUACCCCUUAGUAAUUUGUGUUAAAGAUCUGUUUAAUUGUAUAUAUUUUCUAUGUAAAUAAAUGUAAAAUAAAUUGCAUAUAAUAUAAAUACUAUACUAUAAACCUUUCGUGUAUUAUUGUAUUUAAUUAAAGUACUGUGUAUUUUAAAUAAAUGGUAAUAUUUUUAUUUUAAGUAUCCUUUAGCAAUAUUCAUAUAUCGUAGAUAUAAAUAGUAUACAAUUCAAUCCAGUUUUUAUAUUUUCAACGAGUGUGUAUUUUCACUAUAACGAUAAACUCUCUUGAACACCAUCUAUAAAAAAUAUUGUAAAAAUAUCUUCUGAAAUAAUAAAUUACUAAAGCGAACUAUGUAUAAACUUUUACUACCUACAUACUCUAAUUCAAAAGUACUUAAAUAGUUAAUAAAUUACCAUUUAAUUUAAUAAGUAGAAAAUAACAUACCUACAUUGUAUUUAGCUCGUGAGCAUAAUAACAAUAAAAUAU